Messenger RNA from Vitrella brassicaformis, 3106 nucleotides. NCBI's taxonomy places the organism in Eukaryota, Vitrellaceae. The record is from the annotation of a GenBank genome assembly.
CGCUACUAUUUGAGGGAAAAAUGACACUUGAGACAUCACACACAUGCAUACACACACACAUGCGUAUCGUCAUCCCAUCCCAUCCCAUCCUCCAAUCCACAUACAUACCUACAUCCAUCCACGCAUACCUAGGGAGAUCCACGAUGCCUGCCUGCCUGCCUGCCUCUCUGUUGGUUAGCUAGAAGGAGCUCAUUUUGUGCAGUGCGUUAGUCGUGACCGUCACAUCGAAGUCGGGGACGGCGGCAGCGACGAUGUCCUCAUCUUCAGCCGCCGAAAACUCCUGCAGUGCCACCGACACCAAAUGCUCAUCCGCUGCAUACCAAAUGCAACAGAUCAUUGGAUGAGGCGAUCAGUACACACACACACACACACACACGCGAUGGAAAGACAUGAGAGAGUUUCGGUUGUAUGUGUGUGGUGGCGAGGUGGCGUGUGUCUUACGUUUGGUGGCGAGGCUGGUCCUUGAGAAGGAUAUGAGAGGCUGCUCGAGGCCCGACGGCACGUGACCACCCUCUGUCAGCUCAUCCUCCUGAAGAACAAAACCACACACAUAGAUCCGAUCCGAGUGCACACACUUGAUACGGAAAAGUGGGAGACACAAUACUUGCCAGAGGCCUUGGCAGCUUACGAAUGCGUGUAUUUGCUCCAGCCACCUCCAUUCGUUCUUCUCGCUGAUGGCCGCCUCGCCCCUUUGCUGCUGCUGCUGCUGCUGCUGGGGCACAUCCACGGGGACGAUCGACGGCUGCUCCAACACCCACACAACGAUCUGAUACACAACAUUCACAGCAGGGAGUGUGUCGGUCGGUCAGUCAGUCAGUCAGGAAUGGAGGCAUGCCUGCCUCUGACUGACCUGUUUGGUUGUAGCGGCGCAGACCCACAGCUUGGGUUCACCAGCCUGUGUGUCGCUGACGUCACUGGCGCGGCGGAGAUGCAGGUGCGACUCUGGCUGGCCCUCCUCAAACAUGUGAACCCCCACACAGGGGUGGCCCAGCAGACACCCACCCAGCAGCUUCCACGGACCCUUUAUGUGGUGGCCUCGCUGCAGAAACCUGUCCAGCACAGAGAGGGAGGGACGGGCAUUCAUAGACACACAAGACAGUGGGUGUGGCGUAUAUGGGUACGGUACCCCACCCUGGUGUGUGUUUGCCUGUGUAGUGUAUGUACCUGACUUGUGGGAGGUGUGUGCCGCAUGCAAUGAUGGUGUCUCCCUUGGAGUUGAUGCAAGCUGCAAACACACAGCGGGACACACACAGACCACGGUGGCCGUCUGUCACCGUGUGUGUGUGGGCCUGGCUGACCAGCAUGUAGGUGGCAGAGUGACUCUGACAUUCGGAGGCCGCCUGGGGCCGUGUGGUGGUGCUGGGUCUUGCGUGGCACGUGGCCGUCCAGAUUUACCGUCUCCACCAACCUGACACAUGCCCACACGCACACGCGUGGAUCCAUGUGUACUGAAGACAGUCAGGACUGACUGAUCAAUACUGACUGACUCGAGUGUCUGGAAAUCCCACAGCUGCAGCUGGUCGUGGUCCCUGAAGAGGACAAACCAGAGACACCAACGGCGGCAAGCAGAGACACAUGCAGCGGCAAUGAAUGCGCGUGUCUCCAGCCAUGGAUUCUGUCGUCGUUGUCCCUCGCUUGUCUUGCCUGUAGGAUGCGCUGAGUAUCUGGCAUGACUUGUGCGGCUCCAGCUCCCGUGUGGGUGUGUGUGACGACGGGUGGGAGGCAGGGGUGUGGGACUUGGACGGCGUGUGCGACUUGGAGCCUUGACGAGACACGAUCACCGGCGCGAAGGCCACGUCAGCUGCCUGGGCCGUCAAGGGCCGCACCCUGUCCAGCACGCGCACUGAAUGCUCCUGACGGCAAUCCCACACCUGCACACACAUACAUACGCGAAUGAAUGCACAGGUGAAUGAAUGUCUCCGUGCGUUUGCUUAUUGAUGCUAGCCGAGGGAGGGAUGCUGGCUACUCUUGGAAAGGGUGUGGUGUGUACCUGACCUGAAUGGUGUCGUCACAUCCCGCCGUGACGAACAUCUCGGGGUCAGUAGGAUGAAACCGCAAAGCGACUAUGCGAUUCCUGACAUACAAUACAUACACACAUACACACAUACGAAGCAUCGGAGGUAUGCAACUAAUGUAUGUAUGCACCACACCUUAUCUAUCUUUCUCUUUAUUGUGGAUGUCACCCACUUACGAGUGUGCCGUGUCUGUCGAGUACGAGUCGGUCCAGAACCCCUGUGAGAGCCGGUGCAGGACCUUCUUAGUCAGGUCAUCGUACACCAUGAUCUCACGCUUGGCGCCAGCACCUGAAACGAAACACCACCGAUGGAUAGACAGACGACGUCACGUCAACCCAUCGAUACAUACAUAUCCAUAUGGUAUGUGGCAGCUUACUUACAGGCGAAUUUGUGUCCGCUGCAGUCAUAGUCGCAGCACAGGAGGGCGUCUGGUUCUUCGUCGACAUGGUUGAAGGGCCGGGCCCUCCAGGUCACCUUGCCACUGGGCGGAUGGCACGUCACCACCUCACCACCUGCACACCCCACACACAGAGAAGAGACAGCACUUGUAUGUGGGCGAGAGGGGGUCUGUCGAGCACCGGCCACCUGCGAGGGUGGCGAGUAUGACGUUCUCUGGCUGCCGGCUGGCUGGUCGCCACUUGAUAUCCGUCACUUGCUGCACAAUCGAUUGCACGUGAAAGAUUGUACCCCUUCGGGUGGCUUGUCCCCUGUCCCCCCCUGUGCGUACCUACCGUGUUGCCGAGCUGUAGGCGGUAGACCUCGGUGCCUCUCUUGAGCAACAACACAUGAAGCACUGUAUACACACACCGAUGCAUGGGUAAUGAACCGCCGCUCACAGACAGCUUCUGAGUGUCUGCCGGGCCCACGUACUGCCGGCUGAUGUCCCUGCGGCGACGAAGGAGCCCUGGCAUCGAAUGCACGAGUACUGAGGGGCUGUGCCACUCCUGCAAACACCCGUGGCACGCACCGACGUCAGUCAACCACCAGAGACGAAACACAAGACAGGAUGAUGCAUCGGUGUUUGCUGGUGAGCGGGCAGCUCACUUUGAUUCCAGCUGGACGGACCACAACUGCGAGGCCUUCAUCUUUUC